ACCUGCUUGUUGUUGUUUUUGUUUGUUCACUUUUAGCAUAAACAUGGCAGCUCCCAGACCAAAAUCUCCAGGUCCUCGAGGACCUUCCAAGAAAGACGAUAAAGAAGAGUCGUUUUGGGAGAAAAUUGGCACUCUCGGAAGGAAGAAAGGCAUCAAGAAAGUGCAAGAGGUUCAGGAGGAAGGAAAGCAUGCCAUCGACUCUCCAGGAAGCCCGACUGCGAUUGAUCACCCACCAGAAGAAUAUGAAUUGGGAGAAAAUGAAGAAAGAGCUAUUAUUGAAACAAAGUCCAUGGAAAAUGCAAAAUUCAAAGAGCUUGUUAUGGUUCUCAUUGAAUGGAUAAAUGACGAAUUGGCUGCUCAACGCAUCAUUGUAAAAUUCAUUGAUGAAGAUUUAUACGAUGGCCAGAUCUUACAGAAGCUUUUGGAAAAAUUAACAGGUGAGAAAUUGGACGUCCCAGAAGUGACUCAGUCGGAAGAGGGUCAAAAGCAGAAGUUGAGAAUAGUGCUUGCUGCUGCCAAUAGAGUUCUUGGAUUACCUCGAUGGUCAGCACAAAAGUGGAGUGUUGAAAGUGUACACUCUAAAAACAUUGUGUCCAUUUUGCACCUGCUUGUUGCCCUGGCUCGCCUCUUCCGUGCACCUGUACGUCUCCCAGAAAAUGUGGCUGUGAGCGUUAUCAUUGUGCAGAAAAAAGAUGGCACUUUAACGCACAGGACAGUUACUGAAGAAAUCACAUCAACUUAUGAUGAUCUGGGAAUGCUCUGUGAAAAGGAUGCUUUUGACACAUUGUUUGAUCAUGCUCCUGACAAACUAGAUGUGGUCAAGAGGUCAUUAAUAACAUUUGUCAACAAACAUCUGAACAAGAUUAAUUUGGAUGUGUCAGAAUUGGAAACCCAGUUCCAUGAUGGGGUGUAUCUAACUCUACUCAUGGGGCUUCUUGAAGGCUUCUUUGUGCCCCUGUAUGAUUUUUACCUGACUCCUCAAGAUUUUGAUCAGAAAGUACAUAAUGUUACCUUUGCUUUUGAGUUAAUGCAAGAUACUGGACUUGCUAAACCAAAGGCUAGACCAGAAGACAUAGUCAACCUGGACUUGAAAUCAACUCUGCGAGUGUUGUACAAUUUGUUUACUAAGUACAAAAGCAUGAGCUAAAAAAAUAAAAAGGGAUUGUAACGGAAAGUGUAAAGAAAACCUUGUCAAACUCAAUCAAUGACGGGUGGAUCUUGUGCUUUAAUUGUUUAGACUGCAAGAAUUAUAUGCAUCCAUCUGGCUGGAAGCUUAGCGAAAAACAAAACAAUUACUACCAUUGGUUUAUUUGGACUAAUUGUGACUGACAUGCUUUGGUAGUAAAUAGAGACCACUUUUCAGCUGCUUAACAUACCACUGUGUUUUACAUCUUGUCACAAAAUUCUAACAGGGUAAUUUAAGAGCCUUAUAGAUAUAACACAUGAGUCUUCAAUUGUAUUUUAUAAACAUUUUUAAGUGUUUCUUGCCAUAUUUGUAUUUUGUGACGUAUAUCUUUUGAUAUUGUGUAACAUAACAUUUUAUCGCCGCCAUUUCAGUGUACCCUUGAUGCGGGUAUUGUUCAUUAAGUGCAUGCAAGUUCAUUCAUUUUCACUGGCAUCAGUUUCACUGCCACCAUUGUUCUCUAAUGUUUUUUGUUUCUUUGUUAAAUUUUAACUGUUUUAUGUUUAGAUGUAAUCUUUUAUUUUUCUCUCGAAGUGUUUUACAAGAAAAAUGAAAUCUCUUAAGUUAUUAACACCUGUGAAAUACUUGAAUAAUUUAUUAGUGUAUUAACUAAUAAACAAAGUAUGAAUUAAAAACAAUUUUUUUAAAAAAAUAACAACAUA
Thrips palmi is the source of this 1845-nucleotide messenger RNA. It is a transcript of the gene parvin, whose product is annotated as beta-parvin. The transcript has 8 exons. Gene Ontology annotation, cellular component: focal adhesion; cytoplasm; actin cytoskeleton. Lineage: Eukaryota; Metazoa; Arthropoda; Insecta; Thysanoptera; Thripidae. The coding region runs from base 44 to 1147 and encodes 367 amino acids. Gene Ontology annotation, biological process: substrate adhesion-dependent cell spreading; actin cytoskeleton organization; cell projection assembly. Gene Ontology annotation, molecular function: actin binding. The record is from RefSeq and is a predicted model, not a curated record.